UCUGGCUGACAUUCCAUCGUAAGAUUCUCACAGUGAGGCAUGGGUGUUUCCCUGGACAUGUCUCUUGUUUACAGUGAUCCAAGUUCUCCUCGACUACUUUCUCAUGACAGUAAACUAGAUGGAUGCCUGUCCAAAGAAGAGCAGCCUUAUAUUCCAUACAGACUAGCGAAAUUAUAUAUUACCAAGGUUGCAAAAGACAUGCAUCAGAUGAAAACUGGGUACAUGAAGGCAAUCAAAGAGCUGGAGCAUGCAGGAAAAGAAAAUCAGGAACAAGCCAUAAUGACAUUGAAAAAUCAAUACAGCAACAAAAUGAAGAACCUGAGAGCUCAUCUGGAGGCCUAUCAGGAGACAGUAGAGAAGAAAAACCAAUACUGGCAAGACACAACAAAGAGACUAAAGGAAGAAAACAGAAACUUAAGACAAGAAAAAGAAGAUCUUGUAAAUCAGAUCACACUGCAAAAGGAGAACUGGGGUGACGAAAAGGCUUGGCUGCUAAAAAGAAACACUCAAAAGCUAGACUGUCUGUUUACUCAACAUACCUUAACUAUCAAAGAACUUCAGAGGAGUAGACUGAAUCUUGAAAAAGUGCAGAAAAUUGUAGAUUUCCAGAUGGACUUACCUUGUGAUCAGCAAAGAGCAUUAAUCAUAUCAGAUGAGGUGGAGAUGGAGGAAGCGCAUAAUUGUUUGCCACAAAAGAAACUGCUGUUGGAAGUAAAAACCACACUGGAGCUGAUUAAAGGGUCUUUACACAAACAAGAAACAGAGAUCAGUGAACUUCUACAAAAUGAACAUUGGUGUAACUCUCAAAUUACAGAAACAUUCUUGGCAGAAUGA
Molecule: messenger RNA, 834 nt
Organism: Rhineura floridana
Lineage: Eukaryota; Metazoa; Chordata; Lepidosauria; Squamata; Rhineuridae
Exons: 8
Coding region: 40-834 (264 amino acids)
Source: RefSeq, a predicted model, not a curated record